GCGAGGCUCGGCUUCCCCGCUUUGCCGUGGCUGCGGUGGCAGGAGCCCCCGCCCGGAGUUUGGGGUUUCCUCCCUUCCCGCGCUCCCCUGCGACCCGGGGGUGGGGGGGCGCCGGGACAGCCGCUGCGCUGGGAGAGCUCUCCAGGGGCUGGGGACACACACACACACACCUCGUCACUCGGGCCCCCAACUUAUCCGCAGGUGCCGGCGCCGCCUCCGCGUUCUCGGGAUCUCCUCAGCCCUGAGGAGGACCUGAUUCUGCCGUUAAUUAGGAGGCUCUCUGCUUGACCUGGGGUACCCAAGAAAGUGCUAAUGUAAUGGAAGAGACAGCGGAGAAGGGUGGAAGCUCCCGUCCAGAGAACGAAUGAGGAGCCCUUCUCACCAAAGGGGCCAAGUUUUUGGUAUAUCUAGUUGGCAUGAGCAGAGCUCCAUUCUACUUUCGUCCGGUUUUACUGAUAAGAAACAUUCACUGCAUUCAGCAGGCAUUCUUUAAGCGCCUGUGGUGUGCCUAGCUGUGCCAGGAACUAAGGGGGUGGGCAGGGUGAAGGUAGGAGAGACUUACCGUCCAGUAGGGACCAGGAGAGACAGAGCCCAAGUGAGGGUGAGAGGUCAUCUUGCAGGGCUUCAUGGAGGAAGUGGCACUUGAACUGACUCUCAAGAGGAUUCAGUAAAGGACCCAGGGAAGACAGGCUGUUCCAUCCAGCCAGGGGAACAGUGGAGAAAGGUCACGCUGGCCCAGGUCAAGUUUAGUGGUGCUGGAACUUUCCAGCUGUAAAAGAAAGUGACAGGAGGAUACAGACUGACUGUGAAGGACCUUUAAUGGCAGCAAGUCUAGGACUUGAGUGAGGCCUAGAGUGCACUUGCGCUGGGGACGGGCGCACAGCCCUGACAGUGAGUGCCGCCCCUAAUGUUGGGCCCUGGGGGCCUCACUUGUCUCACCCUAGUUCCUGUCCUAGGUGACCGGUUAAGGACACAGUCUUUAUCCCAUAGGUACUGGGGAGUCAUGGGAAGUUUCUGAGCACUGGCACGCACAGAGUCCUUGUGAGGAAAUUUGUGGUACGACUUGGAUGGGGGGUGAAGUCUGCCCCCCACAGCAUGGCCUCGGCCCAUUUGCAGUAUCAUUGCUCUCAAAACAGUAGGCAGAAUCAUCCUGUCCAGUUCCUAGGAUGCUUGGAUUUCCUCUGCUGCAUCUGUGCUUUGCUCACUACCUCUUAAAGCACGGCUCUGUCAGCCCUGACGAGGCUGCCCGCGCGGCUCCCUUCCACCUCGACCUCUGGUUCUACUUCACGCUGCAGAACUGGGUUCUGGACUUUGGGCGCCCCAUUGCCAUGCUGGUAUUCCCUCUGGAAUGGUUUCCACUCAGCAAGCCCAGUGUGGGGGACUACUUCCACAUGGCCUACAACGUCAUCACGCCCUUUCUCCUGCUCAAGCUCAUCGAGCGGUCCCCCCGCACCCUGCCUCGCUCCAUCAUCUACGUCAGCAUCAUCAUCUUCAUCAUGGGUGCCAGCAUCCACCUGGUGGGCGACUCUGUCAAUCACCGCCUGCUCUUCAGUGGCUACCAGCACCACCUGUCUGUCCGUGAGAACCCGAUCAUCAAGAAUCUCAAACCGGAGACGCUGAUCGACUCCUUUGAGCUGCUCUACUAUUAUGAUGAGUACCUGGGCCACUGCAUGUGGUACAUCCCCUUCUUCCUCAUCCUCUUCAUGUACUUCAGCGGCUGCUUUACUGCUUCUAAAGCCGAGAGCUUGAUGCCAGGGCCUGCCCUGCUCCUGGUGGCACCCAGUGGCCUGUACUACUGGUACCUGGUCACCGAGGGCCAGAUCUUCAUCCUCUUCAUCUUCACCUUCUUCGCCAUGCUGGCCCUCGUCCUGCACCAGCAGCGCAAACGCCUCUUCCUGGACAGCAACGGCCUCUUCCUCCUCUCCUCCUUCGCACUCACCCUCUUGCUUGUGGCGCUGUGGGUUGCCUGGCUGUGGAAUGACCCUGUGCUCAGGAAGAAGUACCCGGGUGUCAUCUACGUCCCUGAGCCUUGGGCUUUCUACACCCUUCACGUCAGCAGUCGGCACUGAGUCUCUGCUGGGUGGGAGGUGGGCCCUGGAGGGCGUCCGAAUACAUGAGUGGGAGGGGUGUGGAUGUGGAUGUGCAACCAGAGACCGAGAGCAUGGGCGGGUGUGCCUCAUGUGCGUGGAUUCGUGUGUGUGUGUGUGUGUGUCUUGUAUGUGUGUGCAGAGUGCAUCAUUUUCAGACUCGACUAUUGCAGUCAAGUUUCGAAAAUCCGGGCCCUUGCCUCCUCUGCACCUGACCACACUCUCAGGACUCAGGGCUGCUCUGCUCUUCCUGGUCAUCUUCUGGUAGCUAUGCAGGGGAGGUCUGGGUGGGGCAGAGGCCAGGAGGGGACCUAGUGUGUCAUCCACCCACCACCUGGCUCAUCCCUCAGGCCCACCCCGGCCCUACGUGACAGGUGACGUCAGCCUCCUGUGGCUGCUGAGCAAAGCGUUUGCCCUCUCUGGGCCUCAUUUGCACUGGAAGAGCCUGUGGUCCCAAAGCAGGUCAGUAGGUUGGGGUUGCUGACACCCCUUGGGGGCAACUCUGGGACAGGUGAGUGGCUCUGUCCUGUCACUGCCCUCUCCCUGCAUGGCGGCUGUGUGCACACCUGUGAGGUAUGGAGCCAGCCCAGCCCCCAGAAGCCGCAGGCGCCGCCCACUCCCCUGGCGCUCCGGCUCUCCAGCUGACCCUCCCCUACCCGAAGCUCUGUCCGCCUGCUCCCACUCCAGAAGAACUGUGGCACGAGCUUCGGGCAGCCUGGCUGCAGGCUUUGAGCUGCCAUGGAGGGCAGGGCUGUCCUCACGAGCACUGUUCCCGGGGCCCUGUUGAAGGGGUUGGACCACCUUGAGACUCUGGUCAACCUUGCCUCCUCCAGAAUCUCAUGCCUCCUGCCACGGCCCUGCUCCCAGAGAAGGGAGGCCUCAUUCUCAGCAUGGUGUCCUCCCUGCCCCCCGCCCCGCCUUCUCCCAGGCAUGGGGACAGGUGCCCUCACAGCAGAAUGACCCAUCGCCUCAUCUGGCCAGCGCGGGCCCGUGUGUGCUCGUGUCUCUGGAGGGCCUGCCUUGCCUUUCCCGGGCCCUGUCUCCUCUCCUGUGCUCUCAGGGAGCCCCAUGCCCCGAACUCUCCUUCCCUGUUGGGGUCCCCCCAGUCCCUGGGUCAGCUGUGUCUACUGGCCCCCUUGGGUGGUGAGGGGUGUGAAUAAAGGCUGAUGUGUAGCCAA
This is a messenger RNA of Sapajus apella (tufted capuchin), 3265 nucleotides long. It is a transcript of the gene CLN6, whose product is annotated as CLN6 transmembrane ER protein. The transcript is spliced from 7 exons. The record is from RefSeq and is a predicted model, not a curated record. The coding region runs from base 1167 to 2069 and encodes 300 amino acids. Lineage: Eukaryota; Metazoa; Chordata; Mammalia; Primates; Cebidae.